Molecule: messenger RNA, 579 nt
Organism: Ramularia collo-cygni
Lineage: Eukaryota; Fungi; Ascomycota; Dothideomycetes; Mycosphaerellales; Mycosphaerellaceae
Exons: 2
Coding region: 1-579 (192 amino acids)
Molecular function (GO): oxidoreductase activity
Source: RefSeq, a predicted model, not a curated record
AUGGUAUCCGAUUUGCCCGCCGUCCCGGCUAGAGCCGAGCCCAACGGACCACCAACUCACUAUCUAUGUCUUACCAUUCUCGGAUACAGGAAAGCUGGACUUUCUGAGGAGGCAUAUCGAAACCACAUGACAACUGUUUCAGCUCCCAUUACCAAGCCUUUGAUGGCAAAAUACGGCAUCAAACGCUGGACUCAGAUUCACAACCAAGCGGCAACAAGGGAACUGAUGGGUCAUUUGUUCGACUCGCAGAUGGUUAAUUUAGCGGACUAUGAUUGUUUCAGCCAGGUUGUGUUCGAAAGCAUCGAAGACUACAAGAAGAUUAAGCAGGAUCCAGUCUAUAAGGCGAAGCUGAUGCAUGAUCACGAAUUGUUCGCGGAUACGAAGAAUAGCAAGAUGACGAUUGGAUGGAUUGAAGAAUUUGUGAACAAUGGAAAGGUGGUUGAUGGAUUGAAGUUCGCAAGUGAAGACAGCGGGAGCAGCUGGGGAUUCUCAUCGAUGUUUUUCGGCAUGAUUGUUGGUGGUGCACUCGCCACUGGGGCAGCGAAUGCGCUGAAGUAUUGGAAGUUGGCAGGAAGAUGA